AUGGGCUCAUCUUCUUCAAAGACUGCAUACUCAGCCAACAACACAGGCGGGGCAUCAGUUGCUGCAUAUGAAUUAUCGAGCGCUCUGACUGAUACCCUGAGCGAGAUCGACCUCAAUGGUAGCUUGAAUGAGCAACUUCGCCAGCUGCUUGAACGUCUAGAUCAAGAAGCAGCCAAGUAUGCCAACUCCAGGGUUAACGAUGACGAUUCAAUAGAAUGGAACCCGUCUCAAUCUGAAGUCCAGCUCAUAUCGGCGGCGUGGAAGUGUGCGCGUGGGACCUAUGACCUCGAGGGCACCAUGGCUGAUACCAGCUACUGCACGUUUCGUCGUGAUCAAGUAGUCGACAGCUCUUUCGCCGGGACCGUCAAACUCAUCACAUCUACUGUCAUCGAGGCCAAGGCAGACUCGCCGGCGACUGAUUCAUUACCGGUUCUGGUGCUGGCAAUACGCGGAAGUGCCAGUAAAAUGGACCACAUCGUAAAUGUCAACGCUCAGCCCAGGACGACCGACAGUUUCAUUGGGUGUCUAGAGGACCUUAAAGCCCAUUCUGGCUUCUUGAAUAGUGCACGAGCUCUGGAAUCGAUUGUCACAAAUCUAAUCAACAAGUAUCUGGAGUCUUAUCCUGAGAUGGGUAAGAAGAAACCGCACAUUCUUUUUACGGGACAUUCCGCCGGCGGAGCUGUAUCACAGUUAUUAUAUCUUCGCCAUAUGUCCAACCAAGAUUUAAACAAGUCUGCGAGAUUUUCGUGCGUCACAUUUGGCGCACCUCCUUGCUUGACCCAGCGCGUUGAUCUCGACAUGUUUCAGCCAAGUCGCGGAACUGUGUGCGUCAACGUUAUCAACGAGUUCGAUGUGGUCACUCGAGCCGACAAACCAUACAUCUUAUCCUUGAUAGAUGUCGCCAGAGCAAUGCUAGACUUGCCACCAAAGACAACCAUUUCCGAGCCUGAAACAAGCGAGAGGAUAGUCGGCGCUGCUUUAGAGACGACUAGAGAUGAAAAAUGCCGCAUUUCAGACGAUUCUGAAGACUUUCUUGUCAAAGAAUCAAACUUUUGGCGCUUUCCUCGGCCUUUCUACCACCAUGUCGGACCUAGGGUUAUUCUUUUGACACGCUUCGUUGACAAUCAGAUGAGUCUCAAAGCAGUUGAAACAAGCCCUUCGGAGUUCCAAAAGUUGCUCUUCUGCCGUGUUACUGUUCAUGGCAAGAGAUUCUACGAGGAAAGGAUUUGUGCUUUAGAGCAGGGACGUUUCAAUAAUCGGUCAGCCUGGAAGCCAGGAGAUUCUAAGGAUAAACUUCUUGAUCAAAGAUAG
Fusarium musae is the source of this 1311-nucleotide messenger RNA. RefSeq lists its product as uncharacterized. Bases 1 to 1311 code for a protein of 436 amino acids. The transcript is spliced from 5 exons. NCBI's taxonomy places the organism in Eukaryota, Fungi, Ascomycota, Sordariomycetes, Hypocreales, Nectriaceae. The record is from RefSeq and is a predicted model, not a curated record. Gene Ontology annotation, biological process: lipid metabolic process.